AAAUAAAUGUAUAUUAACCAAUAGCUGUUCGACACACCAGUUAUUAUUAUUUCCUAGCUCUGUUUCGCAUUUUGUCUAGGAGAGUUGUUCUUACAAUGGGGGGACUAUGGGGUAUGUCCCUAGUAUAUGGUCUAGUAGUACUUACUGUGUUGGCAUGUGUUUUUUGUGAUCCAUCUUCGUUACUGUCUGAUAUUCCUGUAUCAAGACCAAAUGAAGGACUUUCAACAGCCUCAGAUACUUUAACUAAGGAGGCAGAGGCAAUCAGCUUGGAUGGUCUAAGCGUUGAGCAGUUAAAGCAAGCACGAGAACAUGCGGAAAAACGACAGUUUGAGGCUGAAGUUGAUCGCAUGAUGAAAAUAAUAGUUAACUCCCUGUAUAAAAAUAAAGAGAUAUUCCUUAGAGAAUUAAUCUCGAAUGCAUCAGACGCCCUGGAUAAAAUCCGCGUUCUUUCGCUGACUAACAAUGAAAUGCUAGAUGAGUCCGACGAAAUGAGUAUCCGAAUAAAGGCUAAUAAAGAUGCACGAACCCUUCAUAUAAUAGACACUGGCAUUGGUAUGACAGAAGCUGAACUUACCUCGAAUUUGGGGACUAUUGCCAAGUCUGGCACAUCUGAGUUUUUGACAAAGAUUGCUCAAACUAGUACAGUCACGGAAAAGUCUGAUCUUAUUGGCCAGUUUGGUGUUGGAUUUUACUCCUCAUUUUUAGUUGCCGACAAAGUUUUAGUUGUAUCUAAGAGUAAUAACGAUGACCAGCAUAUAUGGGAGUCGAAUUCUACUUCGUUCGUAGUUUACAAAGACCCACGUGGUAACACUCUCAAACGCGGAACUGAAAUUAUUCUCUACUUGACUGAGGAAGCAGAAGAUUAUUUACAACCUGAUACUCUCAAAGAAGUUGUAAAGAAAUAUAGUCAGUUCAUCAAUUUUCCGAUUUAUGUUUGGUCAAGUCGAGUGGAGUCGCAGGUUGUUGAACCUGAGGAAAAAGAAGAAUCAAAAACAACUGAUUCUGAGGCUAGCGUUGAGGAAGAAAGUGGAAAGAAGAGUGAAAGUAAAACCGUAGACAAAGUCGUCUGGGACUGGGUACGUAUAAAUGCAAACAAACCAAUUUGGAAACGCAAACCAGCCGACGUUACCGCUGAGGAAUACAAUGAUUUAUUCCGUGCCUAUUCAAACGACAAUGAUGAUCCGCUCGCUAGGAUUCAUUUCAGUGGUGAGGGGGACGUGUUAUUUAGCUCAAUAUUAUACAUACCGAAACAUCCUCCAUCUAACAUAUUCCAGAUGCAUAAUACUCAUAGUGACAGGAUCAAGCUCUAUGUCCGUCGUGUGUACAUUUCUGACGUGGCCGACGAACUGCUUCCUAAAUACUUGGCAUUUAUUUUUGGCAUAGUAGACAGUGAUGAACUUCCUCUCAAUGUUUCUCGUGAAAUGUUGCAGCAAAACAAACUCCUCAAAAUGAUAAAGAAAAGAUUGGUCAAGAAAGUAAUCCAGAUGAUUAGCGAACUUUCUGAAUCCCAGUUUAAAACUUUCUGGAAAGAAUACUCAGUAAACAUAAAACUUGGUAUAAUUGACGAUCUUCCGAACCGCACUAAGUUAUCCAAGUUUCUACGGUUUUGGACUUCAAACAGCACCGAGAAUCAAUCAAGUCUUGCAGAUUAUGUUUCACGCAUGAAAAAAGGACAGGAAGAAAUAUACUAUCUUACUGCAGCCUCAAUAGAUGAAGCUAAGUCAUCUCCGUUUGUGGAAAGAUUAAUUAAGAAGGGCUAUGAAGUUAUUUAUAUGAUCGAUCCUGUUGAUGAGUACAUGCUUCAAUCGCUAACUGAAUAUGAUAAAAAGAAGUUGCGAAAUGUGGCAAAAGGAACAAUCGAACUUGACAAAUCAGAAGAAGCUAAGACUCGAAAGGAAGAAUUGGAAAAAGAAUUCAAACCACUCUUGGAAUGGUUCAAGGACAAUUUAAAGGAAUAUGUAGAUAGAACUGCCUUGUCGGAAAGACUAUCGAAUACCCCAUGCGCUCUCGUCGCUAAUGAAUUUGGGUGGUCCGGAAAUAUGGAGCGCAUUAUGACAGCACAAGCAUAUCAGAGGGGUGGAGACGUAUCAUCUACCUAUUAUUCUACUAUGAAGAAGGUCUUCGAAAUUAACCCACGCCAUUCAGUAAUGAAAAAGUUAAACGCUCUUUUAAAGAUCAAUAAAGAUGACCCUACAAUUAGUCAUACUGCAAAUCUGCUUUUUGAUGUUGCAGUUCUUCGUUCAGGUUUUUCUGUUAAGAACCCUGUUGCUUUCGCAGAACGAGUUGAAUCUGUUGUAAAGAAAAGCUUAGAUAUUGAUCAGAACGAGUUGUUGGAUGAAGAACCUGAGACUGAUGAGCAGUCCGAAGAGUCUGUAACGGAUUCAGUAGAUAAAGAGUCGAUUUCUAAUGAAGAUUCAACGAAAGAAAAGUCAGAAGUAUCACCGCAAGUUGAUGAAAAUCAACCAAGUUCACCAAAGGAUGAGCUUUGAACGCAUCUGUAUUAUCUCGCCGAUCCUGUCUUCACUUUUAAUUGUUUUUGGACACCUCCAAAUUCCCAAACAGCCUUUAUCCGCAUGUGACUUGCAUGUUUUCAUGUAACUGUAUGAAUCAUUUGUUUUUUCACUCCGUUUUAAAUUUAGAAAUACACUUUUGUAUGUAUU
This is a messenger RNA of Schistosoma turkestanicum, 2660 nucleotides long. Lineage: Eukaryota; Metazoa; Platyhelminthes; Trematoda; Strigeidida; Schistosomatidae. The record is from the annotation of a GenBank genome assembly.